This is a messenger RNA of Acanthochromis polyacanthus (spiny chromis), 2340 nucleotides long. It is a transcript of the gene rps6kb1b, whose product is annotated as ribosomal protein S6 kinase b, polypeptide 1b. Gene Ontology annotation, molecular function: ATP binding; protein serine/threonine kinase activity. Lineage: Eukaryota; Metazoa; Chordata; Actinopteri; Pomacentridae. Bases 123 to 1643 code for a protein of 506 amino acids. Gene Ontology annotation, biological process: protein phosphorylation; signal transduction. The record is from RefSeq and is a predicted model, not a curated record. The transcript is spliced from 15 exons.
UGUCGCAGUGCGCAUGCCCAGUGUAGUAGCCGGUUAUGGCGGCGGUGUGUGUUUGUCCAUGAGGUGGGGGACGCCUGCAAUUCUUGCGGUCUGUGACAGAGCGAUCCGAGCGAACCGCUGCCAUGGCUGGAGUGUUUGACAUUGAUUUGGACCAGCCGGAGGAAAAUGUGUCCGACGACGAGAAUGAGGAGGCUCAACUCAAUGAUAUCAUGGACCAGUGCAGUGGAUUUGAGUUCAACAUGGACGACUGUGAGAAGAUUGAGAUUUCUGAGGACAACGUCAAUCAGGGGACGGAGAACAUCAGACCGGAGUGCUUUGAGCUGCUGCGAGUUCUGGGGAAAGGCGGUUAUGGAAAGGUUUUCCAAGUUCGAAAAGUUGUUGGAGCUGCAUCAGGCAAAAUCUUUGCCAUGAAAGUUUUAAAAAAGGCUAUGAUUGUGCGCAACGCCAAGGACACGGCCCACACCAAGGCGGAGAGGAACAUCCUGGAGGAAGUGAAGCAUCCCUUCAUCGUCGAUCUCAUCUACGCCUUCCAGACAGGAGGGAAGCUGUACCUCAUCCUGGAGUACCUGAGCGGAGGAGAACUCUUCAUGCAGCUGGAGCGGGAGGGCAUCUUCAUGGAAGACACAGCCUGUUUUUACCUGGCAGAAAUCUCCAUGGCUCUGGGUCACCUGCAUCAGAAAGGCAUCAUCUACAGAGACCUGAAGCCUGAGAACAUUAUGCUCAACAACCAAGGUCAUGUAAAGUUGACAGACUUUGGGCUGUGUAAAGAAUCCAUUCAUGACGGCACGGUUACCCACACUUUCUGUGGCACCAUUGAGUACAUGGCCCCAGAGAUCCUGAUGAGAAGUGGACACAACAGAGCGGUGGACUGGUGGAGUCUGGGCGCUCUGAUGUACGACAUGCUCACAGGAGCGCCUCCGUUCACCGGGGAAAACCGAAAAAAGACCAUUGAUAAGAUCCUGAAGUGCAAGCUCAGCCUCCCACCCUACCUCACACAAGAAGCUAGAGAUCUCCUGAAACGGUUGCUGAAGAGAAACGCCUCGUCACGGCUGGGAGCUGGAGCAGGAGACGCCACAGAAGUGCAGGCUCAUCCCUUCUUUCGACACAUCAACUGGGAGGAUUUGUUGGCACGUAAAGUGGAGCCUCCCUUCAAGCCUUUCCUGCAAUCAGCCGAAGAUGUGAGUCAGUUUGACUCAAAGUUCACCAGUCAGACACCAGUCGACAGCCCGGAUGACUCGACCCUCAGUGAGAGUGCCAAUCAAGCCUUCCUGGGUUUUACAUAUGUCGCUCCAUCGGUCCUGGAAAACAUCAAAGAAAAGUUCUCAUUCGAGCCAAAAAUCCGCUCACCUCGACGGAUCAUGGGCAGCCCAAGAACACCUCUCAGCCCAGUGAAGUUCUCAGCGGGGGACUGCUGGGCCCGGAGCCCCCUUCUCCCCGGCGGUGGACCGAGUAGUGUCCUCCAGUCUCCUCAGGACCAGGCCAUGGAACUGUCCACCCCAGAGCAGAUGGACGUCACGAGCAGCUCCGAGGCCUCGGCCCCUCUGCCCAUCCGUCAGCCUGCCGGGGUCAACCUGGCUCAGAUGAAGCAGCAGGCCUAUCCGGUGGUGGCCAAACGACCCGAGCAUCUACGUAUGAACCUAUGACCCACCGCGCCUGUUUAGGAGUGUUUAUUUCUUGACUCUUUCUUUAUUUUUUUUUCCUUUGUUGAUAUUUUUUUAAGAAACAAAGCAAAAAGAUAUGGAUGCUAGAGACAAUGAAAAUCCAAAAUUGCACAUCCACACACUACAUAUACCGUCACAGCCUGGAGUUUGUGCGUGUGCCCGGGACUCCAGCGUGAUACAGAUAAGUGCUACCGACGACAUCACCGUCUCACCACUUCUCCUCAGACACCUCAGGUCUGUUGACCUCCAUCUUCUGCCCCUUCACGCCCAGGAACUGGAAUCUUUUCAGGAGCUACAGCUUGUGUGUGACCGGGAAGGUCAUCGUGUAUCACACAGAAUGCAAGCGUUUCAAAGUGAACUGCAGUCAGUCUAGUGUAGUAGAAGAUGUCCAAAGUGCUUUGUGCUAUUUGAAUGAAUGCCAGUGAGGAAAUUGCUUCCAUUGGAAGAUUCUGACAGUACUUCUUCUAGGAAUACUUCCCUAGCUCUGAAUGAAAUCAUAUGAAUUAGGUUUAUUAUUUAAAAAAGAUGAAAGAAAAUCAUUGUGAGCAGCAGAUAAGCAGAGGUUCUGGUAUUGAUGAAUAUAGCUUUAUGUGUUACAAAGUUUUACAAAAUGAAUUGCAUUACCUGUGCUAUACAUCAAUGAUGAAUCAGAGCCUAAAUUAAAGGAGGAAAAAACAAA